Messenger RNA from Naumovozyma castellii, 1062 nucleotides. It is a transcript of the gene ECM8, whose product is annotated as Ecm8p. Bases 1 to 1062 code for a protein of 353 amino acids. Lineage: Eukaryota; Fungi; Ascomycota; Saccharomycetes; Saccharomycetales; Saccharomycetaceae. The transcript has a single exon. The record is from RefSeq and is a predicted model, not a curated record.
AUGGAUUUAGGUUCAUAUAUUGCUAGUACGAAGAACACUUUUGCCAAAGAAGUUGAUUUCUGGAUUGAUACGACAUCAACGAAUUUAGAAGAACAAAACAACAGACCAUUAACUUCGGCCUCUUCAUUCGCUAGAGUUUUUUCAGAUACAACCAAUGUCUCUAAUGGACAACAAUCCUUAACCAGAAAGUCUCCAAACAAGAAACCUCAAGAGCAGACUUCGCAUCAAGACUAUAGUACAUUCCUUAAAUUCGAUGAAACACAGAUAACAUGCAAAGAUGACUUUAAGACUAAAAAAAGUGGCAUGGUAUUUUUACCCAGAAGUUUCCAACAUCAUGUAAUUAAAAAAUGGAUGAAAGAAAAAUACGAUCAUGAUGGGUAUAUCUUGAAGAAAAACUACAAUUGUCCACCAUCUGCGUGUGUGAAAAAUCAGGAAAUCUAUGGAAAUGAUAACAACAAUAUUUUACCUCUAAAUUGGAUAUCACACAGAUACAUUAGGAAUUCUAAUCUUUCCAAAGAAUUGCUUUGUAGAUUUUGCAAGGGAUAUAAUUGGAUUGACGUUGGUAAAUACUUCAGACAUUUGUUUUUGGCUCAUGGAAUCCUUACGGAAAUUAAGCCAAAGGGGAGAAAAAAAUAUGUUGUGGAAGAUUUACAAUUUUCAGAUUUCUUCACAGUGGGCGUUCAGAAGAUUGAAAUGAAGAAAUUUUCAAGUAAUCUAUUACCAUUACUUAAUGUCUCUUUAAUUCCAGUGCCUGAAGGAUAUUACUCUCAAACUUUAAAUACUGGAUUUAGAAGAUCUCAUGUAUGCUGCCCUAAUUGCAAGAAUUGGUUUCGUCUUGGUUGGUGUGAACACGAUGUUAUUGUUAGAGAAGAUCAGCAGAAUUUUGAUUCCAUAAGGGAUUAUAAUCUGAAUUAUGAUCAUAUCUCAUACACUCAAAAGAGGGACAGAGACUCGAUAGAAGGAUUAUACGAUAACUACUUUACUCAUUAUGUUAGGUGUACUUACACCAAAUUUGAUGGUAGAUGUCUAUAUGUCCAGGUUUCAUCCAUUUCUAAUAACUAA